Molecule: messenger RNA, 1134 nt
Organism: Knipowitschia caucasica
Lineage: Eukaryota; Metazoa; Chordata; Actinopteri; Gobiiformes; Gobiidae
Source: the annotation of a GenBank genome assembly
AUGAUCAACCCUCAGAUUUACCUCCACUACAACUACACCGGGAAGCUCAACCACCGGCCCAACGUCGGCACCAGCGCUGGCACCGUGAAGAUCCAGACCGUCAUCUUCCUGGUCCUGUGCUGCUUCAUCGUCCUGGAGAACCUCACGGUGCUGGUGGCCAUAUGGAGAAACCACCGCUUCCACAAUCGCAUGUACUUUUUCAUCGGCAACUUGGCUUUGUGCGACCUCCUCUCUGGCGUGGCCUACCUGGUCAACCUGCUCCUUUCUGGGGAUAGGACUCUCCAACUCUCCCCCGUCCUUUGGUUCGUCCGAGAGGGAAGCAUGUUCGUAGCCCUGGGAGCUUCCAUCUUCAGUCUUCUGGCCAUUGCGAUCGAGAGACACUUGACUAUGAUCAAAAUGAGGCCGUACGACGCUAACAAAAACUAUAGAGUAUUCUUGCUCAUCGGGGCUUGCUGGUUGAUCGCGAUAUCUCUUGGAACUCUUCCGAUCAUGGGUUGGAACUGCUUGGACAACUUGCCAGAUUGCUCCACGGUGCUACCCCUGUACACAAAGAAGUAUGUAGCUUUCUGCAUAACGGUUUUCAUGGUGUUGAUUCUAGCCAUGUCCGUUCUAUACGCAAGGAUUUACAUAUUAGUCAAGACUAGUAGUCGCAAGGUCAACAAACAUAGCAACUCAGAGCAUGCUAUGUCGCUACUUCGCACCGUCAUCAUCGUCGUGGGGGUCUUUAUCGCCUGCUGGACUCCGAUAUUCGUCUUGCUGUUGGUGGAUGUGGCCUGUACGCAGAGAUGGAAGUGCCCCAUCCUGUACAAAGCCGACUGGUUUAUCGCCGUAGCGGUGAUCAAUUCGGCCAUGAACCCUGUGAUCUACACUCUGGCCAGUCGGGAGAUGAGGAGGGCCUUCCUGGGGUUGGUGUGCGGGGUUUGCUUCAAGGUUAAGGAAUCGGCGAACAGAAACAGUGUAAGGAAGACGCUAGAGCCGAGCCGGAGCAGGAGCAAGUCGUGGAGCAGCCAGAGCAACCCCAACCAGAACCAGAACCAGCAGAGUGGGACGAGGCCGGUGGUGUUGGACCAGGAGGAGGAGAGUCGUGGGCCCGGCCUGGUGUCUGUGGUUGCCGGAGGGACAGGUUGCGGCUGA